Messenger RNA from Antechinus flavipes (yellow-footed antechinus), 4341 nucleotides. RefSeq names its product paired related homeobox 2 (gene PRRX2). Bases 299 to 1255 code for a protein of 318 amino acids. Gene Ontology annotation, molecular function: DNA binding; DNA-binding transcription factor activity, RNA polymerase II-specific. The transcript is spliced from 5 exons. Gene Ontology annotation, biological process: regulation of DNA-templated transcription. NCBI's taxonomy places the organism in Eukaryota, Metazoa, Chordata, Mammalia, Dasyuromorphia, Dasyuridae. The record is from RefSeq and is a predicted model, not a curated record.
AGGAAGGAGGGAGAGGCGAAGGAAAGAGGUUCCCUUCAAGAAGGGGCGUGUGGAAAGAGGAGAUUGUGUUUUUUAACAACUUCGGGGAGAAAGCGAAGGAGAAAGAGGAGGAAAGGGAGCAAAAGUUUGUUAUCUCACAGAGACGGCACGAGGCGAAACAAAAGUUAGAAAAAGUGAGGGGGGUGCAGUGGGGCAGAAUUGGGGGCGAGGUUUUUAAAAAGUGUGUUUCAGAGAGAGGCUCCGGGUGGCCGGAGCUCCUUGGUCGCGCGGCUCGGAGGCUUGCCCGCCCUCCGGGGGCAUGGACAGCCCCAGCGCCCCGGCCGCUGCCCCCGCCGCCACCUCCGGCGCCUUCAGCAUGGAUAAGGCGUUCGGGCCGCAGCAGCCCCUGGGCGGCCGCCUCCUGGAGCCGGGGGACUGCGCCCAGGCCAGAAAGAACUUCAGCGUCAGCCACCUCCUAGACCUGGAGGAGGUAGCGGCCGCGGGCAGAAACGGAGGUCGCGAGCCCCGGGCCGAGCCCCGGGACGGCAGCCGGGGGAUGCAGGAGCCGUCAGGGGGGAGCAGCGGCAGCGAGGCGGCGCCCCAGGACAGUGAGUGCCUCAGCCCCAGCAGGGGGGCCGCCAAGAGGAAGAAGAAACAGCGCAGAAACCGAACCACCUUCAACAGCAGCCAGCUGCAAGCCCUGGAGAGGGUGUUCGAGAGGACGCACUAUCCCGACGCCUUUGUCCGAGAGGAGCUGGCCCGCAGGGUCAACCUGAGCGAGGCUCGCGUCCAGGUAUGGUUCCAGAACCGGCGGGCAAAGUUCCGACGGAACGAGAGAGCAAUGCUGGCCAACAGGUCCGCCUCACUCCUCAAGUCUUAUAGCCAGGAAGCCGCCAUCGAGCAGCCGAUGGCGCCUAGGCCAACGGCUCUGAGUUCAGACUAUCUGUCAUGGACGACCACUUCCCCAUACAGCUCAGCUGCUGGCAGCUCUGGGCACUCACACCCUCCUGCCAGAGAUGCACCGGCUGAUGGGGGCUCCAGAGCCAGUUGCGGGGGCAGCUCCACGCCUGUCCAGAACAUCGAGAUGGGCUUGCCGCACGGUGCCAUCCUACAGCCCCGGGGGGACAACCACUCCCACUCAGGGGGUCAACAUGGCCAACAGCAUCGCCAGCCUCCGCCUCAAAGCCAAAGAAUUCAGCCUGCAUCAGAACCAGGUGCCCACAGUAAACUGAAUGAUUCCCAGCCUUCAGCCAGGACUAAGUUACCUUUUUCUUAAAAAAAAAAAAAAAAAAAAAAAAAUGAAAGAAAAAAGAAAGAAAAAAAGAAAAAAAUGUUUUUAAAAAGAAAAAGGGGGAGAGGGAAAGAAAGGAAAAUGAACCCCCUUUCCUCUCCGCAGUACAAGGAUGUCUUUUCUUGCCCCCAACAGAAGGGCUGGUUAAAAAAGGAACCUACAGAGACCUCCAAGGACACUCUCUUCAGCCCACAGUCCUUCUCCCCGUGGACUGCUGAGGACAGCAGGGCCCUGGGCCCAGUCCCUCCUUUCCACCCUCUGUUUCUGGUAUCCCCACUCAUGAGCAUAUAAUGCCAUCAGACUAUAAAGGAGAGAGACCUCCCUGAAAAGACUUUGUUUGAAAAUCAAAAAGCUUGAGUUCUUUAAAAAAAAAAAAAAAACAAAAACAACAACCCCAAAACCUGGAAAGGAAUGGGGAAAAAAUGAAAAAAAAUUACAAACAGAACCAAAGAUGUUUCAUUUGAGAUGCAGAAUAUAAACCGGUGCCGGCUGAUGCUGUUCAAGAACCAUUUUGGUUCCAGAAACCAGAUGGGAUUUUGGCAUCAAAUGUCCCAGCAGCCCUCGGGGCCACAGUCAGCGUAAACCAGUGGCCAUAUGCCCGUCUGUGACAUCACUGGGCCAGCUUGCAUACCUCGGUCUGUACAUAGGUCGAAGUUUUCCCAUCUCCACUGCACACAUAGUGGAGUCCGGCUCCGUGGUUUGGGCCUUGAACAACUACGUGCAUCCUAGUUGGGGGUGAGGAGAGAAGUCAGAAAGAGACUGACCCAACCUUCCUCCAUCCCUUUUUCCUAGAGAAGCUCUCCUGGGAUUCCCGGCAGACCCUCCAAGGAAAGGAUGUCAGAGGCCAUGUUACAGGGUAAUAGGAGCCUGGUGCUGGGAAACAGGGGCGGCGCCCCCCCUGAGCCUGGUCCCGGCCCUCCCGGCUGGACCGCCACUUCUGCUGGAGGGCAGAGCUGGACCGGAUAACCCCAGGAGGCCUUCUCUCCCCAAGACCUGAGGUCCUCCCUGCAGACAGCAGGCUCAGCGACAUAGAUGUUCUCUGUCUAUCUGGGACGACUAGUGUUCUUCAAAAUGUCCCCAGUCUCCUGGAUGGUCAGGCUCUUCAGCAUCGUACGGGAGCCUGCUGGGCAUCCUUCCUUCUGCCAACCACUACUCCCUUCACCAACUGGAUACCCAAGCAGUGGCCAUGGGGGGAGGAAGAGAAAUAGAAGAGACAUUUCCCUCCUUCCCAGGAGCCUCUUUGCUUUCUAUGUAUGGCCUCUAGCGACACCCCCACUUAAUUGGUGAUUUGAAAGAAGGACCAUAUGGGAAUGGGUCCCAAAGCAAGCCCUUUUCUGGGGAUGUAGCAGGAAGAACCACCAUCUGGGGACCCCGAAGUUUGGUUCAAACCUGGCAUGGCCACUUAAUACUUGAAUGACUUUAGCUAAGUGGCCGUCCCUCUCUGGGCUUCAGUGUCCCCAUCUGUAAAAUAGGGUGAUUUCUAAAUCCCAGUGUGAUGCUUUAGGAUUCUGGGAUUAAAUCCUGAACCAGGGAGACUGGAAACUGUCCAUACCCAAUGACUCGGAGAGAAGGUGGGGAAAAAAACAACAGCGUAGAUUGAAGGAACAUAGAACUUCUUGACCUUCAUAUGCAGGCAUCUCAAUGAAUUGCCUAAAAAUCUGUAUGGAAACUAUGCUUUCUUUAUACAGCUCUGGCAAAACAUAUUUUGAUAGAUAGCAUCAGCUUUUGGAACAAAUGGGAGAUGCCGGAUCACAGGCAGAUCUGGGAUUAAAGAUGGGUGCUCAUCUGUGGAAUAGCACCCAUCUUUAAUUUUUGGUCCAGAACCAAAAUAUGGUGAUCAAAAAUAGUGAUCUCUGCAAUGGCUUGUGAAAAGGGAAGAGGUGACAGGAAAAAUACAAGGGACUAAAAUUUGGCUAUAGGAAUUCUGCCUGUCAGCAAAGGCAAUCAAUGGCCAUAGAAAACUGCGUUUGGUGGUUCGGAAAUUAAAUAACUUCUGCCUGACAACCAGCCCUAGAGAGACCACCCAGCCCAGACCCACCCCAUAUCUGUUCUUGCACACAAAAGCAGAGAUUUGGGGGUUUUUUUAAUUGUAUAAAAUACAUUUAUUUUUCUAUAGAUGCUGCUACAUUACACCCAGAACUCAUGUGGUUUACUAUGCAGAGGCAAAGGAGGGAAGUCAUCGGCUCCCCAUGUUAUUCAACAAGCCUGACAAAUCCUACAUUAAUUUCAUCAAAGAACAGACUUACACUUGGGCAAAAUGGACAAAGUAGGCAGUCAUCUACUUGGAAGAAACUUUCCCAAAAAGCACCGUCCCAACCCCACAUCUGGGGGUCAGUGUCUGAAAUCCCACCAUUACCAAACGCUCUCUGGGCUUAUCUUAAAAUGCAAAUAUACUCCUGAGAGGUUAAAUUAAAUCACAUUAAAUAACAAGUACCUGGUUAUAAAUUCGUUUAUCAGAACUUGGCUGGAGGGAUGGGGAAGCCAGAAUGCUUGGAAUGGGGAGAAGUGGGAAGUGAAGAAUGUAAAGGGAAAAGGGGCUUACAAAGAAAAUGAGAAGGAUGCUAAGGAAUUUUUAAGAGCUCUAACUCCAAUUUACCACUGAUUUGGGGAUGGAGGAAGGACAUGGGACUUAAAAAGCUCGUGGUCUGCGGGGCAGCCUCCAGAGGCUCGUAGCAGAAGUCGAGACCUGCAGCCUCUUCUUUAGAAAGGGCGAAUGCAGAACCUGGAGGGUCCCUCCACCUCCAUGUAAAGUUGGCCAACCACUCAAGCAAGGGUAGCUUUGGCACCUGCCUGCACUGACUCCAGCUGGCCAGGAGGGGCCUAACGGAACAUCAACAGGGGACUUGAUAAACAGAUUGCAAUUGAAACCUCUGUUCCAAGGGAGCGGAAAAGCUAAUAGAUUCUGGUUCCUCCCAGGUGUGUUAGAAUCAGUGGUUAAGGUCUCUGAGUUUAGGGAUGCCAGCAGGCAGGGGUUGUGUACGCAAAAGAAGGAUGUUUUCUUUACCUUUUUUUUGCCUUGGUGGAAAAAAUAAAGGCCUUUUCUGGCCCUGCUACGGGCUAGAUAGAUGGAA